CAACUUCUCCCAAAUUAAAAUUUUUACAGGAAAAGAAGAGAGAAGUUUUUCCGAGAAAGAAGAAACAGAGACAAUGGGAGAUUGCAGACCAUUGGGUUUUUUAAUUGGACUGCCAUUUGCAUUGGUGGCCCUGGUUUUAUCAGUUUUGGGUGCAAUAAUCUGGAUUCUUGGGACUAUAUUAAGUUGCUUGUGCCCAUGUUGCAUAUGUUGCGUUGGAGUGGCUAAUCUGGCGGUGUCUUUGAUGAAACUUCCUUUCAACAUCAUUACAUGGUUCACCGAACAGAUUCCUUGUUGAUUGAUAUUCUUUUUCUACCUAAUUGAUUGAUUAAUAUUCUUUCUAUUAGUUUGUAUUUUUUGUCUUAGUCUUUGUUUGGUUCUUUCUUUCAUGUGUUUAGAUAAACAAUUCUUUAUUUUGUACUAGUGUUAAGAUGAGUUGACCGUGUUCAUUAUUAAUUCUUAUAUGGUAGGGAAAACAACUGGUCAUUUCUGUAUGAUAUAUAAUAAUGUUUCACGUUAAUCCCAAGUUUUCUGUUUGGCAUUUAUAUAACUAAUAAA
Cannabis sativa is the source of this 555-nucleotide messenger RNA. Its product is annotated as signaling peptide TAXIMIN 2. The transcript has 2 exons. The coding region runs from base 74 to 295 and encodes 73 amino acids. Lineage: Eukaryota; Viridiplantae; Streptophyta; Magnoliopsida; Rosales; Cannabaceae. The record is from RefSeq and is a predicted model, not a curated record.